ACCCCAAUCACUGAUCUGGUCAUCCCCCUUCGACCUUGCUUCGUCUCGCCACCCACACAAUCACAGCCUCUACUCAACGCGUCCCAACACGAUCAGCGAUCCGAUCCGCGCACCCAAAGAUGCCGCUGGUCAUCCCGGAUCUGUCUUCUGUCACCUCCACAAUCGCACAUCAGGCUCGAGGCAAUGGCGCCCAGGGCGCGAACGGCGCGGGAGGAGGAGCAGGUGUGAAGUCUUCUCAGAUCACGCUGGAAACGCUUCGAGAGUUGGAUCCCGCUACACUGAAUGGCGAGAUAGACAGGGUAGCCCACAGCAUAUCUCAUCUGGAAAGAUCAAAUGCGCAGAUUCAGCAAUUGCUCCAUCAGACUGGUCAGCAGGGCGAAGGCACGGCAGAGGGAGACGAUUUGGACGAGGAUGACAGGAGAGAGUUGCGAGUCGCGAUGGAAGAGAAUGAGGAGACCAUGUGAGUUUGCCUCUCACCUUCGUGCGCUGUCGAGGACGCUCCUUCGAUGCAAAGGCGCACCCGUGGCGCUC
Molecule: messenger RNA, 531 nt
Organism: Ceraceosorus guamensis
Lineage: Eukaryota; Fungi; Basidiomycota; Exobasidiomycetes; Ceraceosorales; Ceraceosoraceae
Exons: 1
Coding region: 120-464 (114 amino acids)
Source: RefSeq, a predicted model, not a curated record